UGCGGCAACCAAGACCUGACUUGACUGCUCUCUGGAAAGACCCCGUAUUUCCUCAAAAUGCUAUUUGACGUUGCUUUGCGGUAUAACCCAAGCGCAAAGUGGUUGAAAGUAAACCGGGUUGUCACUGGAUCCGAGCUUGUUCCCAAAUCGGUUGUGUCUCAAGCUAGAAGACUAUGCCCGAGAGCCGAAUUUCAGUCAGGAUAUGGCUGUAGUGAGGGGGCACUGCUUGGUGCGUUUGCCUUCUUCAAGUUGUCUCCAUCCGAGAAGGAGGCCUCGGAUCUAGUUUACAAACUCGAUAAUCAGAGAGUGCGCUGUCUCCUCUUUGAUGAGGAGGGCAACAUUGUCGACCAGAGUAUCUCCAAGAGUGGUGUACUCGUCUUUGCCGUCGACAAGGACCAUCCCAUCAAGAACCACCCCAACUUUGUCAAUGCAAAUCCGAAUGACAAACUCGCACCCUUCGGCUUCCUCGAGGAUGGCUCGCCCCGUGUCUGCACCAUGGACUGGGUCGAGAUGGUUGGCGAAAAAGAGUUCACUGUGGUUGGAAGAUUCGACCAGAAGAUCAAGGUCAACGGCGUCUAUGUCGACCUCAACGCCCUCGAGGAACUGGCCAACGAAAACAUGUCCAAGAUCAUCUCGGACUGUGCCUUCAUCCAAACCACCGAGAAGAAGAUCGUGAUGCUCUUUGUCCGCAGAAGGGGCUCUCAGGUCAACCCCACUCCUGCCGAGCUUCUGCAGCUGACCGAGGACAUGUUUGCGCUGACGAACGUCGCCAAGUUCCCGAUCCACAACUGCUUCGAGCUCGACGAGUUCCCCUUCAACGACUCGGGCAAGCGCGACCUCAAGAAACUCAGGCGCAUCGCCGAGGAUGUCGAUCAGUUCGGCAAGUCGGUCGAGUACCCUCCCCUGAAACUCGCUAACACUCCCCUGUCCCGCGCUGCCGCCAAGAUAUCCACACUUGGCAGCCAGAUCAUCGACAACCCCGCCCUCGACGGCCGCAACUACUACAUCGGCGGCGUCGGCUUUGACUCGCUGAGUGUCGGCCGUCUGGCCCUCGCCAUCAAGGACGAGUUCAAUGUCGAGGUCUCGCCACUGAUCCUCCUGUCGAACGGAAUGACACCGACUGAUGUCGCCCAGCUAGUUGUCGACAUCCUCGACGACAGACCGAUGAUUCCGCCGACAGUUGAUCUGGCUGCCGAGGCCGCCAAGCUCGACGAUGCGAGUGUGACGGCCGAGGGUCUUCCUCCGUUUGUCUAUCCCAAGGACCCUCGCGGCAUCGUCCUGACCGGUGCCACUGGCUUCCUCGGUGCCUUCCUGGUCUUUGAGCUGGCACACAAGUUCCCUCGGGCCAAGAUCUACUGCCUGGUCCGAGCCCCGACCGAGCAGGUGGCUGUCGAGCGCAUCAUCAGCACGGCUCAGAAGUUGGUCCUCGAUCCUAGCCAGAGAGCCUUCCUUGACCACAACCUCAAGUCUCGACUCGUUGGACUGUGCGGCAACCUGUCGCAGGACAAGUGGGGACUCUCGGACGAGCGAUGGAAGGAGAUCAGCGAGGAGACCGACAUGAUUGUCCACAACGGCGCCGAGGUCCACUGGCUGUUUGACUAUGACAGACUCAGGGGACCCAACGUCCUCAGUACGGCGACGGCCCUGAGACUGGCAACAACCCACCACCUGAAACCGCUGCACUACAUCUCGACCAUCGGCACGAUCCCGAUGGCCAAGAAGGCAGACAAGCCGCUCGAGGAGAAGAUCUACUCGGCCUGGAACAUCUCUGGCGGGUAUGGCCAGACCAAGUGGGUCUCUGAGCAGCUGGUCAACAAGGCACGAUCGAGGGGAGUGCCGGUGACCAUCAUUCGUCCAGCCGUCAUUGCCGGCGACAGCCAGUACGGAGUGUCCAACUCUGAUGACUACAUCUGGCGAUAUGUCAAGGGAUGCAUCCAACUCGGUGUUGCUCCCUCGCACGCCACUCCCGUCACCCUGACCAUGGAUCCCGUUGACCAUGUUGCCAAGGUGGUUGCCGAGAUUGCCGGCACGGAGGAGUCCCUGUCCAAGUUUGUGUUUCACAUCAGCGACUCGGAGCACAGUGUCAUCUCCGAGACCCGGCUGUUUGAGAUUGUCAGGGACCAUGGCUGGCCGAUCCUGUUCGAGACCCGCGAGCAGUUCAAAGAGGCCUUCCACUCCCACCCCGCCGUCGAGAGCAACGCCCUGUUCCCGCUCAUGCACAUCAUGAUGGACAUGUCCUUCAAGAUCGACAACACCAACACCCGCUCGAUCUACCCGACUUCCUGUCCCUCGCUGGAGGAGGUUGUCGAGAAGUGUCUCAACUAUCUGCACCACGUUCGCUUCUUGGGCGAUCCCCUGGACCCGUCUUCGCCCUUCAAGAUCAAGUAUCCCGAGACCAGCGCGGUCACCCGCACCGGCCGCAACUGACAUACAGAACUCCACCGACGUCGCCAAUUGAUCUGGGCGCCAGUCCCUUCCUUUACUCUCGCGGUUGUAUUCUUCUUGCUUACAUUACUAUUACCUAGUUUCCCAUGCGUAUUUCGAGGUUGCAGUCCUCCGAAUAUUCAAAUAUCAGGUAGCAGAGGGCGUCACGGACCCUGAAAAACUCAAUUUUUCAACUU
This is a messenger RNA of Polychytrium aggregatum, 2621 nucleotides long. Its product is annotated as male sterility protein-domain-containing protein. Bases 58 to 2427 code for a protein of 789 amino acids. The transcript has 5 exons. The record is from RefSeq and is a predicted model, not a curated record. Lineage: Eukaryota; Fungi; Chytridiomycota; Chytridiomycetes; Polychytriales.